Molecule: messenger RNA, 660 nt
Organism: Acanthosepion pharaonis
Lineage: Eukaryota; Metazoa; Mollusca; Cephalopoda; Sepiida; Sepiidae
Source: the annotation of a GenBank genome assembly
AUGUUCAACAAAUCCAGUUUAUCUAUAAGUUUAUCUGCCAGAGCUGACAAAGAAUUUAUAAUUAUCUCCCUUUAUUUUUGUCUCUCUAUCACUCCCUAUUCUUGUUUAUCACUCUCUAUUCCUCUCUGUAUCUCUCUCUAUUCCUGUUUUUCUCUCUCAAUCACUCUCUAUUCCUGUUUCUCCCUCACUCUCUCUCAUUCUCUAUUCCUGUUUUUCUCUCUCAAUCACUCUCUAUUCCUGUUUCCCUUUUCUCUCACCAUGCCUUUUUCUCAUUCUCUCUCUCACUAUUCCUGUUUCUCACUCUCACUAUUCCUGUUUCUUUCUCCUUCUCUCUCACUAUUCCUAUUUCUCUCACUUUUUCACUCUUUCUCUCUUCAUUUUUAUGUGCCAUUCUGCUUAUUUAUUGCUUUCUCUUUAUCAUCCUCUAUUCUCGUCUCUAUCACUCUAUUCUUUUCUGUAUUCCUAUGUAUAUUUUCUUCUAUCUCACUCUAUUCCUGUUCUUGUCUUUCUUUCUAUCAAUCUCUAUUUCUGUCUAUCAUUAAGUCUAAUCCUAUCUAUUUAUUUGUCUCUCAGUCUGUUUAUCUCUCUUUCUCUCAAUCAUUUAAUCUAUCUUCAUUCUGCCAGACAGUCACGCUUUCUGAUCUUAUCUCCAUCUCUUAA